Molecule: messenger RNA, 669 nt
Organism: Penicillium argentinense
Lineage: Eukaryota; Fungi; Ascomycota; Eurotiomycetes; Eurotiales; Aspergillaceae
Product: glutathione S-transferase family protein
Exons: 1
Coding region: 1-669 (222 amino acids)
Source: RefSeq, a predicted model, not a curated record
AUGCAACCCAUAACCCUCUACUUCCACGGCUCUAGUCCAAAUCCCUGGAAAGUAGCUAUGAUCCUCGAAGAGCUGAACCUCCCUUAUAUCAAAAAGGACGUCUCCUUCACCGAGAUUAAAAAAGAACCUUACGUGCUCAUAAACCCUAACGGCCGGCUUCCGGCAAUCCAAGACCCUAACACGGAUCUGACACUUUGGGAAUCUGGCGCAAUCAUUGAAUACCUCGUUGAAACCUAUGAUACGAAUCACAAAAUUAGUUUUGAGAGGGGCAGUGAGGCGUACUUCCACGUGAAACAGUUCCUGCAUUUCCAAGUGAGCGGGCAGGGACCAUACUUCGGGCAGGCGCUCUGGUUUCUCUACCAGCAUCCGGAGAAAGUUGUUUCAGCGCAGGAGCGGUAUAUCAAUCAGGUGAAGCGCGUAACAGAGGUAUUGGACAGUGUCCUCGAAGGGAAGGAGUAUCUUGUUAGCGAGAGGUUUAGUUAUGUUGACGCGGCGUUUGUACCUUGGUACGAGCCUGUUCCCUCUGUUUCAGGGAAUGCCAUUGAUCUUGAGGAACUCUUUCCAAAUGUGAGGAGCUGGUUGGAGAGGGUUCGCAGGAGGCCGGCGAUUGCGAAAAUUUUGGGAGAGAGGGAUAAGGCUUUGGCUGCUGAGGCUGCGGAGAAGAAAUAG